AUGAGGAAGUCAAAAUCAGCAUUAACAGAACUCCAUCCAGACCGCGAAAGCAUCACUACAGACACUCUCCUAGACUCCAACCAAACAAUCCAAACUCAAAUCGCAAACUGUAAACAAGAAAUCAAAAGAGAAAGGGAGAAACCUCACUUAGGCCUGCGAACCACCAACCUCCAGGUUGACUCGCAGUGGCUAGGGAGUGUGAGUCACUGCCAGGGCUCCGCGGUUGGGCCUGGAUUGGCUCAGGGCGAGAGCCUUCGUUUUUCAGUAAUAACAACUCUCGUCCUUUUAUUUAUCGUCGUGGCGGCGCUUCCGGCUGCGGCGAAGCAAUGCGACGCCAAAUUUGAGGGAGGCUGUCGCGAUAAGGCGGAGUCGCUGAAGCUAAAGGUGAUAGCGAUAUUCUGUAUACUUGUGUCGAGUGUGAUCGGGAUUUCACUCCCGCUGUUUUCCCGUUCAGUUCCCAAACUGCAACCCGACGGCGACCUCUUCGUUCUAGUGAAGGCUCUCUCCUCCGGCGUCAUACUCGCCACCGGUUACAUGCACGUGAUGCCGGACUCUUUCAAUGAUCUCACGUCAGGGUGCCUGCCGGAACAUCCGUGGCGGAAGUUUCCGUUCACCACCUUCAUCGCCAUGCUCUCCGCGAUUCUCACUCUCGUCAUUGAUUCCUUCUCCAUCAGUUUCUUUAAGAAGAAGCUCGCUGCCGCUAAUACCGCUAACGGUUCCGGUACCGCUUCCAUUGAAGCCGGAGAGAGAAAGGAAGUGGAACUAUUUGGCGAUGGUGAUGUCCAUGGCCAUGCAAUUAGAGAUGCAAAAAAGGUGGAUGCUGAACAGUUACUGCGGUACCGUGUUGUGGCUCAGAUGUUGGAACUAGGGAUUGUGGUACACUCAGUGGUGAUUGGUUUGUCACUGGGAGCUUCCGUGAACCCGUGCACCAUUAGGCCUCUCAUUGCUGCGCUGUGCUUCCAUCAAAUGUUUGAAGGAAUGGGCUUAGGUGGUUGCAUACUUCAGGCUGAAUAUGGAAUGAAGAUGAAAGCUAUUUUGGUUUUCUUUUUCUCUACGACAACGCCCUUUGGGAUUGCAUUGGGGAUCGCAUUGUUGAAUGUGUAUAGCGACACGAGUUCAACCUCGCUUAUCGUGGAGGGGGUUCUGAAUGCUGUAUCUGCAGGACUUUUGAACUAUAUGGCGCUUGUUGAACUAUUGGGUUCUGAUUUUAUGGGGCCUAAGCUACAAGGGAGUACAAAGCUCAUGGUUUUGGCUUUUCUGGCAGUUUUGUUAGGUGCAGGGGGCAUGUCAGUCAUGGCAAUAUGGGCAUAG
Molecule: messenger RNA, 1311 nt
Organism: Sphenostylis stenocarpa
Lineage: Eukaryota; Viridiplantae; Streptophyta; Magnoliopsida; Fabales; Fabaceae
Source: the annotation of a GenBank genome assembly